Eucalyptus grandis is the source of this 519-nucleotide messenger RNA. RefSeq names its product secoisolariciresinol dehydrogenase-like. The transcript has 2 exons. Gene Ontology annotation, molecular function: oxidoreductase activity. The record is from RefSeq and is a predicted model, not a curated record. The annotation marks the transcript as partial. NCBI's taxonomy places the organism in Eukaryota, Viridiplantae, Streptophyta, Magnoliopsida, Myrtales, Myrtaceae.
CCACUGCUCAUGCAAUUUAACAAUUUUAGUGAGAAAGAGUUGGGGAUCAGCGUGAACUUGACGGGCAUCUUCUUAGGGACCAAGCACGCUGCUCGAGCCAUGAUGCCAUCGCGGAGCGGAAGCAUCAUCAAUGUCGGCAGCGUUAGCUCGAGCGUGGGCGGGGUCGCGUCCCACGCGUACACCAACUCCAAGCACGCCGUCAUGGGGCUCACGAGGAACGUGGCCACGGAGCUUGAGCGAUAUGGAAUUCGCGUGAACUGUGUCUCGCCUCAUUUCAUUUUAGCGCCAUUGACGAAGGAGUUCUUCAAAAUUGAUGAGAGUGCAGGAGUCCGAGUGUAUUCUAACUUGGAUGGGGGUGAGUCUACAGAAGAAGAUGUGGCAAAGGCUGAUGUGUAUCUGGGGAGUGACGAGUCCAAGAAUAUGGCUAAUGAACUCAGGCUUCCUAUCAUCGACGAGAUCAGAAAACACUUAGGAAUCCCUUCGGAUUGGAGAGAGUCUAAGAAGGAGAUGUUUGCUUGA